Messenger RNA from Neltuma alba, 708 nucleotides. RefSeq lists its product as uncharacterized. Bases 99 to 551 code for a protein of 150 amino acids. The transcript is spliced from 4 exons. The record is from RefSeq and is a predicted model, not a curated record. NCBI's taxonomy places the organism in Eukaryota, Viridiplantae, Streptophyta, Magnoliopsida, Fabales, Fabaceae.
UCUCCAGCGAAGCAUCAGUUCUGGUCCUGAGCGUUUAAGUCGAUUGGUGUUUUGUGGUCUCAACCUUGUGACAUAGCGGCGAAUCCUAUCUUGCACCGAUGAGGAUCCGCAAAAGUCAGCUCUUUUUUCCUUUUUCCUCCCUCUCUCCGGCUCCCCUCUCAGAUCCCCACCUGAUCAACCCCUCUCCGGUGGUGCAACUCGACGACGAUAUCGUUCUCCCUCCUAAACCUUCCCCUCCGUCUACCUUAUCAGAUCAUCCUCGCCCGUCUGAUCAGCUACUCCUCCGAUCGGCAGGCCUACCGACCUCUCCGAUGAUCCCUCCGGCGUCGCAGCCGUGGCCACGGAUAGUGGAGCUCACCGUCAGCCCCAAAAACAAUAUGGUUUGGAGGAAGAUGGGAGAGGUCCAGGAGAGGAAGGAGAGAAGGGUAAUGAUACCAGCAGGAAAGGGAGCAUAUCGGGUUCGCAAACAGUCGCUGAUCACGUCCUCUCACCCUCAAGUCCUUCUAAUCAAGAUGAGAGAUGGUGCGAGGGAGAGAGAGCGAUUCCACUGAAGAAAAGAAGAGGGAGCUUCGAGAGGACAAAGGUGGAGGAGUACGACGAGGUGACACAGAAUAAUAACAAGAAGGAGAAAACUAGGAUGAAGACGAAGAUGAACAAGAAAUGCUCGAGGCAAAACGAAGAUGAUAACGAAGACGACGUGGGAGGAGA